Molecule: messenger RNA, 903 nt
Organism: Adineta steineri
Lineage: Eukaryota; Metazoa; Rotifera; Eurotatoria; Adinetida; Adinetidae
Source: the annotation of a GenBank genome assembly
AUGUUAAAUAUUGAAUCGUGGUUUAUAUCAUUUGAUAUAUUAUCAAUUCUAUUUACUUUAUUAGUCGUUGGAUGUUCAAUAUUUUAUUUAUUGAUUAUUAUUCUUAAUAAAAUGUGGCAUAGUGUUCCAAUGAUGUUAAUAACAAAUUCAUGUUUAGCUCAUCUUAUAUUUGGACUUGAUAGAGUUUGGAUAGGUGGAUUUCGAUUACAGAAUGAUCUUCGACAAAUUCAAUAUGAAGAUAAUUUAUGUAUUUUUCGAAUUUAUAUUGCAUAUGUUGCAUGUGCUAUAUUAAAUUUUUCUUAUUUAUUACAAUCUAUUUAUCGAUAUAUAUAUGUAGUUUACCCAAGUUAUUUAUUUUGGCAAUCAAGACAGAUACAAUUUUUAUUUAUUUGUUUAACAUGGAUAUUAAGUAUUACAUAUCCAUUUCUAUUUCUAUUUAAUGGACAAAUUAUUUAUGAUGUUCACAAUCAUAUUUGUCAAUUACCAUUUCAAUUGUCAUUUUCAUUAAUUUAUAUGUUAAAUUGUAGUUAUAUAAUACCUGUUUUCUUAAUAAUGAUAACUUAUUUUAAAUUAGUUUUAUAUGUUCGUAUGAUGAGUAAACGAGUAAUACCAGUUAAUAUUUAUAUUCGUGCAAAGCGACAAUUAAGAAUGGUUCGAAAUAUUGUUAUACUUAUACUGAUUCUUCUUAUAACUGGUUUUCCUUAUGGUGUAUUUGUUGUUAUGUCGUUUUUUAAGAAUAUACCUAAAUAUCAUUGUCGAUUUUCUUGUGUAUUUUUCGAUGUAUUUUCUGUAACAGUAAUGAUUGCUUUAUAUCAAUUUACAGAUCCAAUUAAAAUGUCUGUGAUGGGAAAAAUUAAACAACGACGAAAGAUAAUGUUAAGAAAGUAUCGUUUAACCUACUAA